Molecule: messenger RNA, 5039 nt
Organism: Hordeum vulgare subsp. vulgare (domesticated barley)
Lineage: Eukaryota; Viridiplantae; Streptophyta; Magnoliopsida; Poales; Poaceae
Exons: 3
Coding region: 4162-4758 (198 amino acids)
Biological process (GO): regulation of flower development
Cellular component (GO): nucleus
Molecular function (GO): protein binding
Source: RefSeq, a predicted model, not a curated record
GGAAAUCUGAAAUUUUUGAGAUGAGCCCUAUAAACCGGAAAGGAGGGAGUACUACAUAAUCUUUGGGGUGCUCUGUAGGUUACAUAGAUGAUGACACGCCAUUAAAUCCCACACUUAUGUUGAGUAGUAUUUACGCAAGGGCGUUGUACUGCAACAAGUUAGCAAACAAAAAACAGAGCACGUUAUACAUGAAAAUGCUGCACAGAUUACAAUGUCAGCUCGAAAUUAUUCUUGCGCUGCUUGCAAGGUUGAGAUAUCUACAGCUAGAUCAGGCGAGUUAUGAAUUUGCGACAUGACUACAUUUGCAGAUUGCUAGUUUCUGCUAUUCUUUUUUGUUUGUUUAUGCUUUGUUCAGAACCCCUUGAGCUCGUUAUAGUGAACACUUCGUUUUUUUUGUGACACAGACUAUUUAUAGUCCGUCAAUUCCUUUCAUGCUUGCGUUGCUGUCAAAGUAUUACCCAGAUGAUACAAUAUGUUCCGUAUUAUCUUCUUUCUGGAAGAGAAUGGCAAUUGAAGGGAUACAUUACUCUCAUUUAUGCGUUUGAAUUAAGAUGAUGAUAAGUAAUUUUAUGAAAAAGGGGGACUCUUUUAAAAUAUGGAAAUUUUGUUUUAUUGUAAAGUAUAACAACAGAAAAUGAUAUUUCAUGCCUACCUUCCAAAGUCUGAUGUAUUGUUGGUUUUGCAGAAAAGCAAAGAAAAAAACUCUGCAUCGUCCAGCUUAUCUUCCUUUUUUGUGCUUUUUUGAAUCUUUGCCUUACAAUAAGAAAGGGUGCAAAGUAAGAGGUCUCAUCAAAUCUUUCUAUCGUAUCUUUUGAUUGAAGUGUGCUUAAUAAUGAUAAACUAUGUUUAUGAUGAAUCCUGUAUCAGGUGUUAUUUCAGCAUGAUAUACUAGUGUUGUCAACCUCAUGAGAUGAGAGCUGUCACAUGAUUUAGUGUAUAUUAUAUUGAUAGAGAUACUAUUGCUAAAUGGAGCUGUAUGACAUGAUGCUCUACAUGUGCAAUGGUCUAUUGUCGGCAAAGUUACUUUGGUGCAGUGGCGAAUCUACAAAGAAAUUUUAUGGUGGGCUGGGCUGCCUGUGUCAUGUACUUACAAGUGGCUAGGUUGGGCCUUUACACUAGUAGUAAAAAAUAAUUUUGCAAAGCCUGUUGAAGCCCCCCUGGUAGAUUCGCCACUGCUUUGGUGUAUGCAUAAAUAAAAGCCCUUUCCUUCAAAACGUUCCACAUUAUGUCUCAAUUGGAGUAGGUUCUUCCUGUUUCAAACAGAAAUAGAUGUACCUGCAUGUAAAUCACUAGUGGUGUCCAGUACGCUAGUUUGCAGAAUCUUGGGCUUUGUUGUCUUGCUUUCCUCCUAAUAAGGAUACCAGAGUAGUAAAAAUUAUGUUGGCAACCUCUAGGAAAGAUGUGUAACGAUAGGCUUUUGUGUUGUUAUCUUAGAGUCAAAUUAUGAUUUUUGUGAACUAAGAAAAUUUGCUUAAUUAGUCAUGCAGAUAUAUCGACCUUUUUCAAGUUUCUGUAAUACAUGGACAAAAUAUAGUGUCCAAAUGGCUCAGAUGCAAAGAAUAUAGCUUUGAGUACACGACGUCCCAAAAUAUACGAUAGAUAUGCUUCCAUGUUGCUCAAAGUAUGACUGAAUUUAAGAUAUUAUAAGAUCAACCAGCUUCGAUCUUCUUAGAUGACUUUUUGGAAAUAUAUUAACUCAGAUAUGUAAUGAUCUCAUAUUUUUCUCUCCUUUCUGCUAUGUAUUUAUAGUUGUAAUUUUGUGGCUGAAUAGCAUGUUCUUUCAAAAUCAAAGUACAAAAGGAAAAAAUACGCAUGAAUUUAGAGUAGUAAUUCCAGUGGAAUUGAUGUGGAAAAGGUUGCAGAUACCAUGACAGCAACAAAAGGCCUCACGCCCACAGAUGCACCCAAGGAAGGUGUGGGGGCAGAACUGAAAUCAUUUCUCCAUAUCAUGCACGCCACUAGAUAGAGAAGUCUUAUCAGUCUUCAUCAAUGUGGUCUCAUUCUGGCAAAUCUUAUGACAUUUGAAGUGACUUGAUGAAUGUACAUAUGAAUAGUUAUGUACCUUAGAUGUCCCGUAUGAUUGAAUUUAGACGUAUUGCAAACUGUUUUACUAUUAAAUGCUAAUUCUUGGUAUAAUUACAUAUCUGUCUAAUCUGCUGUUCAUUUCUGUAAAUGCACACAUCGACUAAACAAUUAUUGCAUCUCCACUCAUGCUGUAGUGGUGUGACUAUUUUUUUGUAGGCGACCUACUUGAUGAAAAGUAGAAUUUGUGUGUGCACUGUGCAUUAUCGUAAUCGUCCCACUCAUUCUCGUUAUCUUGUCCAUUGACAGGCACUGCGUCACUGCCUCAGGGAAGGCUUGUUCUGCCUGUGAUCCUCUUGAUGUUUCUCUCAUGCACUGAGAAGUCAAUGAUUGUGGUUGUGAUCCUACUCUUCUUGAAAUCUUUGUAGGUUGCAAAGAAAUCAUGGCUACUGUUGGGAGUACACAAUUGUAGCAUUUUGCUGCGUACAAUGAAGGCAGAUGAAUCUACAAGCAAUGCUAUGGCCAGGUGCCCUUUGACUUUAUCUUGUCGAUUGGCUAAGCCCACUUGAAGGUUGGCAAGCCCGCGUUGUCAGGCUAUGUCAACGUGAUACGAAAUUCCUGAGUGGGCUACGUACGGGUCCUGGGUCCAUAGCAGCAAAUAUUGUGUCCAAUGGAUGCUUGAAACAACACAGAUUCUUGUGGGGCUCUAUCUAAUAGGCUGCAAUGUUCAAAGGUGGUAUCAUUCUUCCCAACCGAAAUCUUGGGAGAUGUCACUUUUGAAGGCAAUCAUAUAGUAGUGGGGCGCCGGACUUUGGAGGGACAAAGUCACAUCAGGUGCUGUCUUUGGGACUUGCAUUUUUAGCUUCUAAUCACCAUUCCUGGUAACUCCCUGCACAUCUUUGUUUCCCCCUUUUUUAAAAUUGGCAAAUUUUAACAUGCUCCCUCUUAGCCCCUGUUUUUACAUGUGAGGCAAGAAGGUAAGAGUUAAUCAAACCAUUAAUUAAUGAGAUAAAGAACUCAGAUUUAUUUUAUGCUCUUACCUCUCAUGUGAAAAGAGGGGGUAAGUGGCAGCAUGUUAAAACUGCUCUUUUAAAUUUAAAUAUGAUGAUUAGUUUCAUCUCUUUGCCUUUGUGUCCAUGCUCCCCAUUGUUGUAACCAAGAAAUGAUUAGCUUGGAGUCACCCAAAAAUACGUACUUACCAAUAAUCUUGACCCCAGUUCAUGGAACAAAGUGGUAGGACCUGUUGUUGCUCUGUAGUCAGUUGCAAGUUGAGCAUAGUGCCUGUAGAGGUGCUGAGAAAAGGCACAUCUCCUGGUGUACUGGGGCGUGGUUUUAAGGAUUCCGUUGGAAAAGUGGGAGAUUUCCCAACUUGCUCAUGUCUCCUUGAAUUGUCUUAACCCCCAUUGCUAUGCAGCUGUGAUUGCCAGCUUUUACUAUUAUCAUUACAUAUAUAGGAGUAUUUUCCAUUUGCACUGUGCACACAUAAUCGAUUGAGAUUCUUCUCCUCCUGCACUACACGAUCUUGUGCAUGACAUGGAGAAAUCUCGUUUGCAGAGAAAGAAAGCCACUGCCCUGUUCAUAACACGGAGAAAUCAUAUAUGCUUGCCAGCUUGCUUUUUCCGUUAUAGUUUCUGGCAAUGGAGGAUGACACUCGUUUACAACGUUUGGUCAUGCUGCACGCGUGACCGGUCUUGUCAGGGAUGAUGAUAGAGGUUUAACAGUGCGUCUGCAAGUAGCUAGGAAGAUGGCACCAGCUAGAUACUCCCUCUGUAAAAACGUCUUAUAUUUUUGUGCAGAGGGAGUAGAUUUGUGCUAUGGCUUCUCUUUAUGGUUGGAGUCAUGUAGAAUGGACUUUGGGCUGGCAUUCUGCAGUUUCUCUGCCUACUGUUUGAUUGAGCAUGUGGCUCAGAUGACUUGGUUAGUGCCAUCCAUCUGCAUUGUAAGAAUGCUUUUACCAUGGACGGCCUUCCUGUCAUCGGAAAUCUCGAGUUGAUGUCUCGAGUGAUAGAAUCCGAUUUGAGGCGAGAGUUGACUUGCUUGUCCGGCCGUAUAAAUACAUGGCCGCUGAUCGCUUGACCCCCAAAAUAACACACACGCCAAUCAUCACUCUCUCUUAAGCACACACGCGCGCACUACGCGAUGUAUCAUCAUCACUCCUCUUCUUCUUCUUUUUCUUCUUCCUGUACAUGUCAGGGAAGCAAUGGCUUCCUCCCCUCUCAACCGUCUGCGUCGAGCUACGGUGAUGUGUUGCAAGCAGGGCAGCACUGCUAUUACUACUCCCAGGAGCUUCAGCUGCAGCAGGGCCAGGCGCCGCCGUUCCGUCGUGUGCUGAGCACCGGAGACCUAGGGGCGCUGCCUCCAGUAGCAGCAGCAGCGGCUGGGAGGUACAGCACGGAGGAGCGGCGGGAACGCAUCGAAAAGUAUAGGAGCAAGCGCAACCAGCGCAACUUCCAAAAGAAAAUCACAUACGCUUGCCGGAAGACGCUCGCGGACAGCCGGCCGAGGGUGAAGGGCCGCUUCGCACGAAACGUCGACGACGAGGCAGUCGCAGAUCAGCCGGAGUUCACAGCUGCGGAGGUGUCUUCGAUGAUGAGCGAAGCCAACGCCGUUGUGGGUGCCGCGGACGCCGCCAGCAGCAGCAGCAGCAUGCCCGAGUGGUGGGCGGCAAUGCAAGGCGCGCUGGCCAUGGAGGACGAUGAGCUUUACAUCGACGUCUCCUCCAUCAACCUCUACUAGCUAUAAGCUUGCUAGAGGCGGACAGGAUCACCUCCAACUGUGCUGGUGGCACUUGUUUUCUGUCCCAUAUGCUGUUCCAUCAACUAAAACUACGACGCCAUAUUUCGUAAUGUUUAGAGGCGGACCGGAUAACUUUCUUCUUCUUCUUCUUCUAAUUAGUUGGAGUGUCCCAUGCAUCCUCUGCAACUAAAUGUAGUAGUACGUACUAAUGUUUACCGAAUGUUUUUUUUUCGUACUGUCUACUCUAUCGGCAAAGAAUAUACGUCAUCAGCUUAUUUUUA